ACUGUCGACGACCCGAGCCUUCCCUUCAGAUAUCGUAACCAAACCCACUCCGGAUAAGAUAAAUUCAGAGAUUGUCAAUGGCUUCUCCGGCAGCAAGUCUGUCAUGGAAUUCAUCCUCAUGGCUUAGUAACCGCACCCUAACAAGAAACAUCAACCACAGCGCCCCAAUUUCCGAUAGAAGUUCCGUUUUUGUAAUUUUGGCUCAAAAGAAAGCCAAGAAAACACGAAAGAUAAUAUUGACGGAGGAUGUUAUUGAUGUGGGGAAGAAAGGGCAGCUUUUGGAUGUCAAAGCUGGAUUUUUCAGGAACUUUCUGCAUCCUGCCGGCAAGGCCCAGAUUGUUACUCCCGUCCUUAUCAAGGAAAUGAAGGUCGAAGAGGAGAGAAUUGAGGCCGAAAAACAACGGGUAAAAGAAGAGGCUCUGCAACUUGCUCGAAUUUUCGAAACCGUUGGAGCAUUCAAGGUGAAACGUAAAGGAGGGAAAGGAAAGCAAAUUUUUGGAAGUGUUACCGCACAAGAUCUUGUUGACAUAAUCAAGGCACAACUUCAGCGGGAUAUCGAUAAAAGAAUUGUUUCUCUACCAGAGAUCCGAGAAACCGGAGAAUAUAUUGCAGAGUUGAAGCUUCAUCCUGAAGUUAGUGCCGAAGUAAGGUUGAAUGUAUUUGCAAACUAGCGAAUGGAACAUACCCGAUCAACUUCUUUAAAGAGGGUCUAUGUUAAGGAUGAAAACUGUGAAAGUAGUUUUAGAAUCGCAGAUAGCGCUACCCAAGUUCAAGAUCCCAUUUUCUGCUGUUUUCGUUUAUGUGUUCACAAAAUUACAUUCGUAUGUAUACACAUUCUCGGGACUUAUUUAUUAAUUUUGGCGUUAUUCGUUCGUUCUAGUGAAAUUUCAAGGAACACUUCUA
Messenger RNA from Cynara cardunculus var. scolymus (artichoke), 903 nucleotides. Its product is annotated as 50S ribosomal protein L9, chloroplastic. Gene Ontology annotation, biological process: translation. Gene Ontology annotation, cellular component: mitochondrion; ribosome. Bases 78 to 671 code for a protein of 197 amino acids. The record is from RefSeq and is a predicted model, not a curated record. NCBI's taxonomy places the organism in Eukaryota, Viridiplantae, Streptophyta, Magnoliopsida, Asterales, Asteraceae. The transcript has 7 exons. Gene Ontology annotation, molecular function: structural constituent of ribosome.